Messenger RNA from Linderina pennispora, 512 nucleotides. RefSeq lists its product as uncharacterized. The transcript has a single exon. The record is from RefSeq and is a predicted model, not a curated record. NCBI's taxonomy places the organism in Eukaryota, Fungi, Kickxellomycota, Kickxellomycetes, Kickxellales, Kickxellaceae. Bases 52 to 384 code for a protein of 110 amino acids.
AGCAGAUCCGAUUUGAUCGGGUCCCGCAUCUGAAGCACCGCAUCGCCGAUCAUGGAUGUGGCGCUGGCUGCAUCGGUACGCCUGCAUUCAGCGGCGGCUCUACAGGCUCGCAUGGAGAGCCGGCUCGUAUCCAACCAGCGAAAGCAGAGCAGAGCAGCACACUACAAACCCGAGACAACCGAUAUCAGACACACCAGUCGAGACGAGGCAAGCGGACUCCGAUGCACGUACUGGGCUGAUAUGGAACAAGUGCGUGGACACAUGGGAAUGAAUGCGGAUGUGCGCACAACAGCAAGCUCUCGUCGGCCCCUUCUUCAUUAUCACAUUUUCCUUGUAUCGGAUGUCCCGGCUUGCCAUGUAGACUCUUGGCGACGGCAUACUUGAAACUGUCAAUUAUUUUCUGUUGCGGCCACGCAGCCUGCCAUUGCCGACUGUCUGAUGAUGGCACCAAUGCUGACCACUAUUGCUUCUGCUACGCGUGUGUGCUGCUUGCCUGACACUAAGUGCAUAUA